This is a messenger RNA of Cuscuta campestris, 1875 nucleotides long. The record is from the annotation of a GenBank genome assembly. NCBI's taxonomy places the organism in Eukaryota, Viridiplantae, Streptophyta, Magnoliopsida, Solanales, Convolvulaceae.
AAUAACAUGCAGAAAAUUACUCGCGGGUGACGCGAGUUUUAUUGAAAUAACUCUCAGAUCCCUCUAUUUUCAAGAAGACAUCAGAGAUCCUUACAUUUUAUUGUAAUGACUGGAAGGGGACAUUUCAUCCAAUAUUUCAUCUAUAAACGUUUAUAAAUGUAUUUUUUCCUAUUCUUUUCUAAAUGUUUUAAGUUCUUCAAAUUAAUUAAUUAAGAAAAAAAUGUCAAAACUUGUUUCUCCAAAUCUCUACAUUCUCCUUUUCAUCCUAAACCGUUUGGUCUCAAUUCUCAUAAAGCCAUGGAACUCCGCCAUCCCCAAAGCCAUCCGCUCCCUCAUCAUCGCCGCCGACAAGUUUCGCGUGGACCCACACGCCACCGCCGCUGCCUCGACGGACUUCGGCGGCCGGGUCCGCGAAGCCCCGGCGGCCGUGCUGGACCCCACGUGCAUUGAUGACAUCAUCGACCUCGUGCGCUUCUCGUACAGCCUGCCGUCUCCCUUCGCCGUCGCGGCGAGGGGCCACGGGCACUCCGUCUCCGGCCAGGCGACCGCCAGAGACGGGGUGGUGGUGAACAUGGGGGCCCACUCUGGAGGGACGAGCAUCAGGGUUUGUCCCUCCGGGUGCUACGCCGACGUGGGAGGCGGCGAGCUGUGGAUCGACGUGCUGCGCGCAUGUCUGGCCCACGGCGUGACGCCGGUGUCGUGGACGGACUACCUGUACCUGACUGUGGGAGGAACACUGUCCAAUGCCGGGAUCAGCGGCCAGAUGUUUCGUUAUGGGCCUCAGAUCAGCAAUGUUCUUGAGCUUGAUGUAAUUACAGGAAAGGGAGAAUUGGUUACGUGCUCGAAAGACGUGAAUUCGGAUCUGUUUUUUGCAGUUUUGGGGGGUUUGGGACAGUUUGGGAUCAUAACAAGGGCAAGAAUAGUGUUGGAGGAGGCACCAACAAGGGCAAGAUGGGUAAGACUGUUGUAUGAUGACUUCUCAAAAUUCACAAGAGACCAAGAGCACCUCAUCUCCAUCAACAACAAUGGGCUAGACUACUUGGAAGGCUCCCUCAUCAUAAACCAUGACUCCUCUCGCAUCAACAAUUGGCGAUCGUCGUCCUUCUUUUCCCCCUCAGACCGGUCCAGGGUCGCCCCCUUGCUCUCCUCCAACCCCAUCAUCUACUGCCUGGACGCCGUCAAGUACUGCCGCGACGAGGACAUAAAAAAUACUGGCGACAGGCUGGCAGAUCUGACAAAAGGUCUGGGAUUUGCGAGUGGGAUGAUGUUCCAGAAGGGCAUGACGUACUUUGACUUUCUGAAUAGAGUCACGUGUCGCGAGCUCGAACCGCAGGACAACGGGCUUUGGAAGGCUUCGCACCCAUGGCUCAACUUGUUUGUCCCAAAGUCAAGAAUCUCGGACUUCAACUCCGGUGUCUUUCAAGACAUCAUUCUCAAACACAAGAUUAGGGACCCCAUUCUUGUCUAUCCAACAACCACCAAAACGUGGGAUGAUCGGAUGUCUGCGGUAACACCGGAAGAAGAAAUAUUUUACUGUGUGGGUCUACUGUACUCUUGCGACGCCAAAGAUGGGGAGCGUUUGGAUGGGGUGAAUAAAGAAAUCCUGAAGUAUUGUGAGGAGGCUGGAAUCAAGAUGAAGCAGUACCUCCCAAGUUUCCACACCAAACAGGAAUGGAUGAAACAUUUUGGGAAAAAAUGGAACCAUUUUCAGGAAAAUAAGGCUCGGUUCGAUCCAAAGAUGAUAUUGUCCCCCGGCCAGAGAAUCUUUAAUUAAUUCAUUAUUCCUUCAUUUAUAUAAAAAAAAUUAGAGUACGUGUAAUAUAUUAGGAGUAAGUAAUUAUUUAUAAUGGAGUGUAAUAAUAGAGUAAUAUAUUA